Molecule: messenger RNA, 673 nt
Organism: Laetiporus sulphureus 93-53
Lineage: Eukaryota; Fungi; Basidiomycota; Agaricomycetes; Polyporales; Laetiporaceae
Exons: 2
Coding region: 146-487 (113 amino acids)
Source: RefSeq, a predicted model, not a curated record
UUGAGCUUUGCAAGCAGCCUGGCAUCCAGCGCAAGCUACGCGAGCGAACUUCGUACAAUUCGUGAGGCACCAACUCGACCGGAAACAGCUCGCCCGGGAAAAGCUAGUGCACCCGCUCGCGUAUCUCGACGCAGUGUUCCGAUGGAUGCUGCGAUUCCACCCCAAAGUCGUCGAAUGCACCGCUCUAGUACCCAGAAUCGAACUAAUUGGCGCGACUUCGUCCCUCACGUCUACAAAGUGCUCGAUGGGCCAUCAAGGACACCGUCAUGCCGCUCUCUACCUCCUGUGCGAGCAGCAUCCUGCGCCCUGUGCGUCGACAUUGUCUCGAUCUGUGCCGGCCAGAUCGACACCGUCCCUGUCCGUUUCACGAACGCAUCCCAUGAGCUGGGAGAGGCUCCGACGUGAGAGAUCUGAAAUGGAACGCUGGAUCGAGGGGCACAGAUCCCGCUGCGUGCAUAGGACAUCUAGGGCCGCUAGCACGCACUGACAUUCAUGCAAAUGGGUGGAUCACGCAUCUGUCUUGGGCGUGGGCUCCUGUUUGCGAUGAUUCGAGAGAUUAUGGACAUCGUGCACAUACGAACACGGGAACAUGCACCAUAGCACGAAAUAAAAAUCAGGCCGCUUCGCCUUCAGGAGUCUCGUGGCGGAGGUGCAUGUGAUGCAUCCGCUGUGU